This is a messenger RNA of Sphenostylis stenocarpa, 336 nucleotides long. The record is from the annotation of a GenBank genome assembly. Lineage: Eukaryota; Viridiplantae; Streptophyta; Magnoliopsida; Fabales; Fabaceae.
AUGAUUGUUAUUCUCAAGGUUAGUUUGGCAACUUCAACGGUCGUUGGUUUGCAAGUGUUCGACCAAGCUUGUUGUGUGUCGUAUGUCGAUUCCUUCAUAGAAUUCGUUGAGUCCCUUGUCGGUAAAUUGUCGCCAUUUAUCCGUAAUGAUAGUGUGGGGUAUGCGAAGAGUCCAUUGUCGGUAAAUUGCCACCAGGAUGAACUUGCACUGCCCUCUUGCUGGCGGAAAUGGAUUGAUAAUGUCCAUUCCCCAUUUUGUAAAGGGUCACGGGAGAAGAUAUGGUGUAGUUUUUUGGGAGAGUACCCUUCUUGCCAUGCUCCAUUCGCUGAUAUGUAG